Molecule: messenger RNA, 2076 nt
Organism: Macrosiphum euphorbiae (potato aphid)
Lineage: Eukaryota; Metazoa; Arthropoda; Insecta; Hemiptera; Aphididae
Source: the annotation of a GenBank genome assembly
AUGGAAUCGCGCGGGGCGCUGCUGUUGUUGGUCGUGUACGUCGCGGCGUUCCAGCGACCGGCGCAUGGUCAAGACUGUCCAGACGGCGUUCCAGUAACGUACGUCAAAUACAGUAAUUCGGCUCCUAGAUCUGUGGUACAGCCGAUCCUAUUGUACGCCAGCACUCCCGGAGUCGCCAUAACGGCAGAAUGUUACAACAGAUGUAGAAAGUCGGUGGACUGCGCCGGAUUCAUAAUAGAUUACACGUCGACGUCGUGUUACCGGGUGCCCAACAUGGGAAGUUCCACCGACAACAUCGUCGUCACCCCAAAUGUAAAUUUUUUUAGGAAAGCGUGUCUCCGCGUCCCCGAAUCGUGUAAUCGAAGAGCGUGGCCGAUCGAGGUAUCCAUGGACUACGAAAUAAGCGGUUUUCAGUAUUCGGUCGUGCCCAAUGUCGGCGACAAAUGGCGAUGCGCCCAACUGUGCAUCGACCAAAACGAUUGCAAGUCGGCCAACUACUUUCGACUGACAAAGAUGUGUUCUCUGAACUCCGAAACCCGCAAGACCAAACCCACGGCGUUCAAUCCGAGUCGGAGUCAAGUCGAAUAUUUAGAAAACGAAUGCGCCAAUACACUACCAGGUGCAAAUCAAAUUAGUUCGUGCUGGCACGAACCUGUAUAUGAUAGAACUUUACAACAAGUGGACUUACAAGUAGAAAACAUUAACAUUGAACAAUGCAAGGAGAGAUGUGAAUCUGAACAAUAUUUUAGCUGCAGAGGUUAUACUUUUAAAUGCCCUACAGAUGGGUUUGGUGGCACUCUUUGUCUUUUACACGGUGACGAUACAAGCACAGCCGGCCCACUCAUUCCAUCGCCAUGUUCCACUUAUAUAGAAAGAAUUACUUGCAUUGAUUUAAGCGUCUCGUGUAGCGAUGAUUCCAUGAUAGUGUCGUUGAGAUCUCAGGGCUUCAAGGGCCGAAUGUUUGUACUGGGAAGACCAGAAGAAUGCGGCGUUAAUGGUCGCCAUACGGAUAUGACUACGAUUACCCUGCCGAUCGUGGAAAACCACACUCAACGUAAUCGCUGUGACGUGGUAGUGGCUAAAUCGGCAAAUAGCAACAGGAAGUUGGCUACAGCUGUUGUCGUAGUACAACACCACCCUAUCAUACAAACCGUCGGCGAUCGAGUGACAAAAGUGUCGUGUGCUGUUGGUUCAAGUCCCCUACCGUCGUUCUUGGCCUCUCGGCCGCAGAACAUCACUUUAGACGCUACAUUUGGUGUGGCAGAACCGAGCAUACAUAACACAAUAUACAACGACGGUGGAUACGAUCCGAAUGGUUUGGUUGGUUCGGCAAAUCAAGUCGCUAAGAUGAGAAUUUUGGAAGUGGGACGAAACGUAAAACAAGUAUCUGAAGUGAAACUUGGCGAUGAAUUGGAACUCCGGAUUGACGUGAAUCCACCAUAUAACGCAACACAAUUAAGGGCCGGCCACUUGAUCGCUAGUUCUGGAGAUGGUCUGGACUCUUUGUUACUUUUAGAUUGGAGAGGAUGUCCUCCAGAACCAUCGACAUUUCCGGUUUUGAAUUUAACACCUCCAAAUUCAAUGGUCGCAAGAUUCAAAGCAUUCCGAUUUCCUUCGUCACCUGUACUACGGUUUAGUCUCAUGAUGAUGUUUUGUGAUCAGAUGUGUAAGCCUAGUGACUGUGGAAACGGACAAGUGUCCCAUGGUCGACGAAAACGCGAUGUACAUACCUCAGAAAGUAAGACAAAGGAAGUACCAUUACAACUCGCAAUCGUAGUACGAUCUCUUGAUGAACAAGAAGAAAUUAUAGCCAGUCAAAGCCAAAUUAGUAACAGUAACAAUAAUAAUGAUAGAUCAUCAAGAAAAUUGGAGGCUUCAGUAAUUCGCAACAAUGAAUGGUGCAUUACUUGGCCUAUAGGAUUAGCUAUCGGUAUAAUUCUAGUCACUAUGCAGACAUUACUUGUAUUAGGCUGUUGGUCAUUUUUUCGACGAUCAAAUCAAAAGGUCCUUAAUGAUCGUGUGACUUUAAAUUCUGACUUUCAACCGAGACAUGUCACUUGGGCUGACCACCAAUAA